Molecule: messenger RNA, 585 nt
Organism: Colletotrichum truncatum
Lineage: Eukaryota; Fungi; Ascomycota; Sordariomycetes; Glomerellales; Glomerellaceae
Source: RefSeq, a predicted model, not a curated record
AUGUCAACAAUCAAAGCCCCAACGUUUGACGAGUGUUACCUCCGCGUACGCCUUCUGUAUCGCGAUAGGGGAAUUGCCCUGAGUAUUAGGCGAUCAUACCAAAGCGGGCGACGUGUUGAUAUUAUUUGUGACCGUGGGCGACGAUACAGUAGCAAGUCCCAAGUGCGGAAAACGAGCAGCAAGGUCUGUGACUGCCCAUUUGCUGGCAAAAUUCGAUUCCUACCCGAGACGAACGAAUGGAUAUGGGAGGUGCUCGCUGGCCGUGAUUCGCACAACCACGAUCCUGUUCUUGAGGGGAAUUUUGAGUCUGUUCCUGCCUUUCGAACUCUGAGCCAAGCAGAAGCGGAGUUUCGGAAGACAUCUAGUGAUAUCGAGACGAAUAAACCGUCGAUUAUCGACCGGGUUGAGCAACUAUCGAAAGCAAGAAUAAAGUCACGGGAUAUCGCAAGUCAGAUUCGUGAGCAAGAGAACGUUAUAAUAACUGCCUACGACGUUAGAAAUAUUCAACAGAAGCUCCGCCACGAGAAGUAUGGCCCAUUAAGCAGUACAUCCGAAUUUGCUGGCGGGGCCACUGUGUGGCUGUGA